GGCUCUUCACUCAACAGGAUAAAGGCAUGAAAGCAUGAGAAUGGAUGAUUCACUCAAAAACGCGAGAUGCAUUUGGACAAACUGUCUACAACUUCUGACACACUGAAAUUAGCAUGAUUCCACAUAAGGAGUGAAUGCUGAAGACCUCAGAGAGGAGUUGUUACCUACAUUGUGAGGAUGAAGUGAGUAUGAUAACCCCACAAACAGCGCAAGUGGAGAGAAUGGCGUAUCACCACUUAAUACCGGCCAGUCCCACUGACCUCACUAUUAGUUCGAUGCUUGGACAGCAGUCCCAGUUUUUUCCUGUUGGAUACGGGAAACAGCAGUUUGCGAACGUGCUCCAUAAGUCGAUUCGUCUGGCACUCAAAGAAGCCGCGUCUCCCGCGGACCUCUCUGUGGAGACGAGGGACCCCGGACUGGCACCUGAGGAUGACCCCGUGGUUCACCUGGAAGGCAAGGAACUGUGGGGGCAGUUUCACAAAAGCUGCACGGAGAUGGUCAUAACAAAGUCUGGAAGGCGCAUGUUUCCAGCAUUCAGAGUGUGCUGCAGCGGCUUGGACAGGAAGGCGAGGUACAUCCUGCUGAUGGAUAUAGUCGCAGCCGAUGAAUACAGAUAUAGGUUUCACAACUCUCGCUGGAUGGUGGCUGGAAAGGCCGAUCCAGAAAUGCCCAAACGAAUGUACAUCCACCCAGACAGCCCUGCUACCGGGGAGCAAUGGAUGUCCAAAGCUGUGACCUUUCAUAAGCUCAAAUUGACGAACAAUAUAUCUGACAAACAUGUGUUUACCAUAUUAAACUCCAUGCACAAAUAUCAGCCGAGGUUUCAUAUCGUUCGAGCCAACGACAUCCUCAAACUUCCUUACAGCACCUUCAAAACCUAUGUGUUUCCUGAGACAGAAUUUAUCGCCGUGACGGCAUACCAAAAUGAAAAGAUAACUCAGCUGAAAAUCGAUAAUAACCCAUUUGCCAAAGGAUUCCGAGAUACCGGAAAUGGGAGACGAGAGAAAAGGAAACAGAUGUUGCAUCAGAGGUGUGAUGUGGCACCGAAAAAAGCCAAUGUGUUCACACACGACUCAUCUUUUGACCAAACUUCAUCAAAUCCUUUAAUUCAAGAAACGAACGUCGUUACAUCAACUUCAACAGAUACAAAUGAGAGUGACAUUGAUGGAUAUGGAGAUGAGAAGGAAAGCAAUGAAGAUAGAAAGCAUUCGGUUUCUCAAGAUGAGCAAAAUUCCACAGAAAUCUCAACAACAGUGCAAGAGUCCAAGGACGAUUCAAAAGAGGAGAUACAAGGAGAAAGGAACAUAAAGGUCAUCUGCAAAAAAAAGCAUGGUGAAGAGGGUUCUGAACAUUUAACAUUGGAUAAAAAACAUGCUGAACAACACAAGUUUGCAGAUGAUGAGACUGAUGUUUCUCAGAAGGGUUCGCUCACUCGGCACUAUUACAUCCCCACUCCAGGCCUAAUUAAUUCUCUGUGUGUGCCGCCACAUGUCUUGUCAAAUUUAUGCCAGUUUAAUUAUGUUGGAACACUUCCGUUUUUGGCAUCUGAAGCAACUGGUCCUUGGUUAUCUAGAAGGUCAAAUGAAGGGGAGGGUCAAGGUUACACCACUUCAGUCUCAUCCUCACAACAAAGACUUAUUGGCAUGUCUGAUUUUCAGCAGUACAGAACAACCUCUCAGGGUGCGCUUGUCUCAGCACAUGGAAGUGUUUUAUAUCCACAGAGUUACGUGACCACAUCUGCUGCCACCUCUUCUGCUGUAUCAUAUCAGGAUCAAGCCCCCCCUAUUUUCAACGUUAGCUACCGGUCCAGAUGCAGACCUUACCCUGUGCCAAUGUGGGUGCAUGGCCGAAAAAUGCCACAAACCUCAGUAUUUGUACCAUAUGGUGAAACUGAUACAAAUGAGCAUGCUGGUAUUACAACUCCUGGAUCAACUGAGUUUAGAUCAAAUCCUAAUGAGGAUCAAAACAUACCGUGUCGAGAUCUCUAGAGAUAUCUGUACAGGAGCAACAACAAAUUCAGUUGUAAUGAUGUGCAUUAUGGUAUAUCUAAAGUCUAUGGUAUGAGACUUUAAGAUCUAUAAGAUCUGGAUUAAAAAUUAAUAUAUACUAUUUAUUCUUUAGUCUUUAUCUGCUGUGUAAAAGUGUGAAAAAUGUGUAAUAUAGCUACAUGAAGUUGCAGAGCAGCUAUUAAAUACAUUUCAUACCAUUUUUCUGUGUUUUUCUCUUUGUUUUUUUUUUAACCAUUGAAAGUAGUCAUAUGACUAAUAUACAUCUCACUUAAACAUAUUUUAGGCUAUAGGCA
Messenger RNA from Sinocyclocheilus grahami, 2302 nucleotides. RefSeq names its product T-box transcription factor TBX3-like. Bases 135 to 1988 code for a protein of 617 amino acids. Lineage: Eukaryota; Metazoa; Chordata; Actinopteri; Cypriniformes; Cyprinidae. Gene Ontology annotation, molecular function: RNA polymerase II cis-regulatory region sequence-specific DNA binding; DNA-binding transcription factor activity, RNA polymerase II-specific. Gene Ontology annotation, cellular component: chromatin; nucleus. The record is from RefSeq and is a predicted model, not a curated record. The transcript has 7 exons. Gene Ontology annotation, biological process: regulation of transcription by RNA polymerase II; cell fate specification; positive regulation of DNA-templated transcription.